UUGUGAUUCCUCUCGAUCAACCAACCGGGCUGGACAGCUCCGUUUGCUUCACUUAGAUGCAGGACGGCGCAGAAUGGAAAACGUCAGCUUCUACUUUUUGACGAAUUUUCUUAUUCACACCUGCUUGGCUUCAACGCCAAAUUUUAUCCUCCUUUUCGCUGAUGAUUUAGGUUUUGGAGACUUGGGCUGCUACGGACACCCCAGUUCACUCACUCCGAACCUGGACCGCCUGGCAGCGGGAGGACUCCGGUUUACAGAUUUCUACUGCACCAGUCCUGUCUGCAGCCCGUCCAGGGCAUCCUUGUUGACGGGGCGCUAUCAGACCCGCUCCGGUAUCUACCCGGGAGUGUUGUACCCAGGCUCCAGAGGCGGCCUUCCUCUAAAUGAGACCACCAUUGCAGAAGUGUUGAAACCGAUGGGCUAUGCUACUGCUGCAAUGGGGAAGUGGCACUUGGGAGUUGGGGCCAACGGGAAGUUUCUUCCGACCAAACAGGGGUUUGACCAGUACCUGGGAAUCCCCUACUCCCAUGACAUGGGCCCCUGUCAGAACUUGACUUGUUUCCCGCCAGAUGUUAAGUGUUUUGGAUUGUGUGAUGUGGGAACUGUAACAGUCCCACUAAUGCACAAUGAGGUCAUCAAGCAGCAGCCAGUCGACUUCCUUGAUCUGGAAAGAGCUUACAGGGAUUUUGCAACCAGUUUCAUCACUGCGUCGGCCAAGAAAAAACAACCUUUCUUCCUCUACUAUCCUUCCCAUCACACCCACUACCCCCAGUACGCAGGUCCAGAGGCAUCCGGGCGUUCUCUAAGGGGCCCAUUUGGAGACGCUCUUUUGGAGUUUGACAACACAAUAGGAAACCUCAUGACAACUCUGGAGAAGACCGGAGUGAUCAACAACACACUGGUCUUCUUCACUUCAGAUAAUGGGCCUGAACUGAUGCGCAUGUCCCGUGGAGGAAACUCUGGGCCUCUAAAAUGUGGAAAAGGCACCACGUAUGAGGGGGGCAUGAGAGAGCCAGCCGUCGCCUACUGGCCAGGGACCAUCAGGCCAGGUGUGACUCAUGAGAUGGCCAGCACUCUAGAUAUCCUCCCAACCAUUGCAAGCCUGGCAGGAGCCAAUCUUCCCCAAGUGAUGCUGGAUGGCGUCGAUAUGACAGAAAUUCUUGUCAACCAAGGAAAGAGUAAAAGGGAGGUGAUGAUGUUCUACCCGACAGAUCCCAGUAAAGAGUUUGGCUUGUUUGCUCUCAGGCUGGGGAAGUACAAGGCCCACUUCUACACACAAGGUGCUACCCACAGCGAUACUACCCCAGACCAUGACUGCUCAGUAUUUGCAGCCCUCAAGGCCCAUGACCCCCCUCUCAUAUUUGACUUGGAGGCUGACCCCUCAGAGGGCUACUCUCUCCCCCUGAUUGGAAGACCCGACCUCCAAGCCAUGUUGGAGAGGAUCGUAAAAGUCAAGGGGCAGUUUGAAUCCUCCAUGGUGUUUGGAGAAAGCCAGAUAUCCAAAGGAUCGGACCCAAACCUGGAGCCUUGCUGCAAUCCUCAGUGUAGCCCCAAGCCCACUUGCUGCAAGUGUUGAUGGGACGAAUUCCUGCAGCGGCUAAAGAUGUGGGACGGGCUACAGCAAUAAAGAGCCAAACAACAAAGACAACAAAAAAGGUCGGACAUCAAGCAUAUAUUUUAUUUAUAAGACCAAACCCAUGACAAGGUAGAGUGAUUCUUUUGUCAUUUUUUUCUGUGUUUUUCCCUGGAAUUUUAACUAAUUUGACAAGUUCUUGGUUUUAAAGAUACAAGAUAGGAUAUAUUUGGUCUGCCACAAUGCUUUGCUCUAGGUAUACAGUGAAGAAUCUUUUUGUGUAGCUGUGUGGAAAGAAGGUAUUUAACCGGGCUGUGAUGAAAUAGAAAAACAGAAUUAGAAGGAAGAAAAUACAGACCAGUGAUUCUUUACAUUGUUGGAGCCUGAAGGUGAUUACAAUAAUCUGCAGUAAAGGUCAAUGGUCUGGUCUCACUAAUGAUGUCAUAUCUAACUAAUUUGUCCUAUAUGUACGGCUGAAGCCUCUCUGCAGAGUUACAAAGUUGGCAGAAACACAAACUCCACCGGUUUCAAACAUAAGACACUCAAAUAAAAUUAUUGCAGAUCACUGAUA
Messenger RNA from Pungitius pungitius (ninespine stickleback), 2144 nucleotides. RefSeq names its product arylsulfatase A (gene arsa). The transcript has 9 exons. The record is from RefSeq and is a predicted model, not a curated record. Bases 74 to 1576 code for a protein of 500 amino acids. Lineage: Eukaryota; Metazoa; Chordata; Actinopteri; Perciformes; Gasterosteidae. Gene Ontology annotation, molecular function: arylsulfatase activity.